Molecule: messenger RNA, 1959 nt
Organism: Thunnus maccoyii (southern bluefin tuna)
Lineage: Eukaryota; Metazoa; Chordata; Actinopteri; Scombriformes; Scombridae
Gene: hs3st1l2
Product: heparan sulfate (glucosamine) 3-O-sulfotransferase 1-like 2
Exons: 3
Coding region: 186-1109 (307 amino acids)
Molecular function (GO): [heparan sulfate]-glucosamine 3-sulfotransferase activity
Source: RefSeq, a predicted model, not a curated record
GCUGCUGAUCCUAAGAGAAAAUAAAGACACAUUUUUGGGAAGCAUCAUUCAGGUUGUGCAAGUGAAGAGCUCCCUCCUGAGGCCCCCUGCUGACAACAAGCACAACUCCGUACAAGUCUGAGAGCUUCAUGAGUGUGUGCACAUAACCUCCACCUCUGUGUGUGUGUGUGUGUGUGUGUGGCACCAUGCUGUGGACAGUGCUAUUAGCGCUGCUGGUGCUUCUGCUGCUGCAGACUCAGCUGUCCGUGUGCUUAAGGGAAUUACGCAACGGGGGUUCCAGCUCCCCUACCUUCUCCUCUUCAUCAUCCUCUUCUUCCUCCUCCUACAAUGCCACCCAGCAGCGGCUGCCUGGAGCUAUUAUUAUUGGUGUGCGGAAAGGCGGCACCAGAGCCCUGCUGGAGAUGCUCAACCUGCACCCAGAUGUAGAAGUGGCAAAGGCUGAGGUGCACUACUUCAACGUGGAGGAGCACUACCGCAAAGGCCUGGCCUGGUACCGAGCCCAGAUGCCCUUCACCCUCCCUGGUCAGCUGACGGUGGAGAAGACCCCCGGCUACUUCGCAGCUCCCCAAGUUCCUGCACGGGUCUGGGACAUGAACCCCGCCGUCCGCUUGCUACUCAUUGUCCGUGACCCAGCUGAGAGGCUCGUCUCUGACUACACCCAAGUCCUCCACAACCGCCUGACACGCCACAAGCCCUACCAGCCUCUAGAGGAGCUCCUGAUCCACAAGGGUCACAUUGACCCUGGGUACAAAGCGCUGCAGAGGAGUCUGUACCACCUGCACCUGGCUCGCUGGCUGGAGGUCUUCCCCAGGGAGCAGAUCCACGUGGUGGACGGUGAUGCGCUCAUUCGCGAUCCCUUCCCCGAGCUGAGAAAAGCCGAGAGGUUUCUGGACCUGCCGCCCAGGAUCAGCCCAAACAACUUCUACUACAACACCACCAAGGGCUUCUACUGCCUCCUGUCUGCUGGACACGACAAGUGCCUGGACGAGUCUAAAGGCAGGCCACAUGCACCGCUGAGCACUCAGGCCUUCAGGAAGCUUUGCCACUACUUCAGGAAGCCCAACAAGUUGUUCUUUGAGAUGGUGGGGAGGUCAUUCUCCUGGUGCUGAUCCAGCGGUUAACAGCUACUAUGGAGAUUAAACACCUCCUGAACAAUGCCAACACAUUCAGGGACUCAGAGGGAAAAUGAAACUGUUGUUUAUGUGUUUUAUUAGGUCUGCAGGUAGAUGAAUGGAAAGAUUUGAGCUCAGUUUAAGUCAUAAAAUCCCUUGUUGUUGAUACCUACUCAGGUAUAAAUGGCCAACAAAAGCACCACAACUUUAGAAGAUAUGUGGAGAAUUCAAACUGCUUUGGCCAACACAAACUUUUACCAUGACCAUGCUGGUGCCUCUGUGGAUGAACUCACUCGAAAAAGCUAUGACAACUGUGCCAUACACAACAGAAAAAAAACUGCUUGGUAGUGCUUAUUUGUGGGAUGUUAAAAAAAAAUGUGCAGACUUUGAAGUAAUGUAGAAAAUAGACAAAUGGUGAAACAAUGGUUGAAUUAAUGAAUUGUUGCACUAUGAACUCUGAUUGCAUACAAAAUCAAUCAAGGUUCAAUAUAGACAAUGUCAAACAGAAAUCAACUCCUUGUUUUGAUUUUUCCUAACAGUUGUAAAAAGGUUUGUGUGUUAGUAAAAUGUUUUAUUCAUUCUGUUUUUACUUCUUUUAUUUUACUUGGCUGACUUUUAGAUGUUCAGUGAAUAUAUCUAUUUUGACUCUUUUGAAAUGAGCCACACUGAAAACUUUUUGUUUUUUUAAAACUUUCAAUGCCAAUGUAGUAUUGCUAGUUUGUGUUUUUUUUUAAACAUACUUCUAAUAAAUGUGUUCAGUCCUCCUGCCUUGUGCGAGCCUCCCCUGAACCCAGUCGUACGGUUUAAAGGGUUUAAAAACAUCAAACAUAAAGACACAGAUAUACAG